AUGUCAUCUAAACUACCGAAAGGAAAAAAAACUAUGAUUACGACCUGUACAUAUAAUUCACGUACGCUUGCAUCAGAAGUGGGCAUUGAAGAUCUGAUGAUGCGAGCCAGAACGAUCAAGUGCGAGGUCAUCGGACCGAUCGAGACCAGACGACGACACCCAAUUAACGCCAUAAAUGAAACUGGAGAAGAACUGUUCACAGGAACAGGCGACAGUAGAGCAGUUGGUGUCCUUGUCAACACGAGUGUGGUAAAAAUCACCGGCUCUUUCGAGCAACUUACGACCCGAAACGGAAGUCCGCAGGUGCGAAGAUGUGGUUCAAAAUAA
Molecule: messenger RNA, 327 nt
Organism: Necator americanus (New World hookworm)
Lineage: Eukaryota; Metazoa; Nematoda; Chromadorea; Rhabditida; Ancylostomatidae
Exons: 1
Coding region: 1-327 (108 amino acids)
Source: RefSeq, a predicted model, not a curated record